Messenger RNA from Annulohypoxylon maeteangense, 2217 nucleotides. RefSeq lists its product as uncharacterized. Gene Ontology annotation, molecular function: GTPase activator activity. Gene Ontology annotation, cellular component: endoplasmic reticulum membrane. Bases 627 to 1829 code for a protein of 400 amino acids. The record is from RefSeq and is a predicted model, not a curated record. Gene Ontology annotation, biological process: endoplasmic reticulum to Golgi vesicle-mediated transport; positive regulation of GTPase activity. Lineage: Eukaryota; Fungi; Ascomycota; Sordariomycetes; Xylariales; Hypoxylaceae. The transcript is spliced from 3 exons.
GCAAGGGUACCUCCCGGAACGGAAAGACCCACCCUAGCUCCCCGGCCAGCUGCCAAAAUACAUUCAACCUUCAACCUUUCAUCAAUGAAUCAACGGAAGUCGUUACUUGUUCUCAAUCCGUUGGCUAAAAACUUUAUCACUUCGUCACUUCAUCACCUAAAAAUCCAAUAUUAAAACGUCAUACAUUCAAUCAACUAAUCGAAUAACUCUUUUUGAUUUGAUUUGAUUUGCAAAUUCGCUUCCGCUUCAUAAACACAUAAUCACACCCAUCUCAAAAAAGGCCACGCUUAUCAAGAUAGGUACCGGUAGAUAAGUACAUAACCAAGUACAUACCUAACCACGGCUCAGUUGGACUUCCCCACGGCGUAUGGAGGUAGCGCGACACCGUCUAGGUACACCGACCUCAUCGAAGGAUCUUUAUCGUGUAGGAGUGUCUUAGAUUAAGAAAGAGAGAAAAGAAAAGGAAACAUCGAAGCUUAUCCCACUGCAUGGUAUCAGAUGCCACAGCUGCGACCCUGCCAGGAGCAGCGGCCUGUUAUCAGUCCAUUCAGAUACGGACGCACAACACGGCAAUCAGUGAGGCAACUUGACGUGCAGAAUCAGCAGCAGAGGGGAUCGAUUUUCCCAUGGCCCGGGAACAGGAGGAUGCCGACGGCAGAGAAGAGGAGAAAGAUAUAAACGGCGCAGACGAUCAUCACCAUGAUGAUGAACCCGCAUUAGCCCACGCGCAAGAGUCCCGCAUACUAGAUGCAUGCAGGCGGAGGGAUAUCGACGAUCUCCAGGUCUUAGCCGUAUCGAGGGGCGGGUUCCUCUCCGACGCCAUCCGUCGCCAAGCAUGGCCGGUAUUAUUAGGAUUCACCGUCGACGAGCACGGGGAGCAGGGCGGUAGCUCCGAUUCGUGGAGGAAGCUCGCACGACAUAAAGACGAAGACCAAGUCAAGCUAGACGUCGACCGUAGCUUCGUCUACUACCCGGACGACGACACCCAAGCGCAGCUCGACCUAAAGAAGACCGCGCUCUCGGACCUGAUCACCGAAGUCCUGCGGCGCCAGCCGUACCUCAGCUACUUCCAAGGGUACCACGACAUCUGCCAAGUAUUCCUGCUAGUGCUCCCGCCAAGCUCGCGCGCAGCCGCCGUAUCGCGCCUGUCGGGGCUGCGCAUCCGAGACUUCAUGCUGCCGAGCCUAGGCCCGGCGAUCUCGCAGCUGCGGCUAAUCCCGGACAUCAUCUCGGCCGUGGACCCAGCGCUAUGCGCGCACGUCGGGCGGACGGAGCCGUACUUCGCGCUUUCCGACACCCUAACUAUGUUCGCACACAACGUGCGGCGCUACGCUGAUAUCGCCCGCCUUUUCGACGCCCUUCUGGCUCGCGAGCAGGUCUUCAGCCUCUAUGUCUUCGCGCAGAUCGUACUUACCCGCCGCGCUGAGCUAUUCGACCAUGACGAGCCUGAUAUGCUGCAUUUCGCACUCUCCAAGCUACCACAGGACCUCGACCUCGAUGCAGUGAUUAGGGACGCCGCAAUCCUAUUUGACAAGCACCCUCCUGAGACGCUGAGGAAUUGGGGUAAGAUAUCCAACGCGAGCGCGUUGAAGACGGGGAGAAGGGUGGAUGAGUGCUCGAGGCAGGGGUUAGCAGAGGGAUUUGCGUAUUUCGAGAUGCAGCAGAAAGAGUUAAGAUGGGCCGCAAGACGCCAGAAGGCGAUGAAGACGGUGUGGGCGAAUAGGACGGUGAUACUUGCCGUGGUCAUCGGCAUUGGCGCCGUGUAUUUCCGGAAGGCGCCGUUCUGGAUGAAUCUUGUCUCGAGGUCGAUGCCGAAUCAUUACUUCUAGUUUCUAGGGUGCAGGAUGAUAAUGAUGGUGGAUUUGGGUUAUAACAAGGAUGAUGCGUCAUUUAUAGAUGUGUUACGAGGGUUGUACGAAUAGGUGCGAAUGCUGAAAUUGCCUUCACGGUUCGUGAGGUCCGAGAUUUACGUAUAUUUGAUUUUGACAGUGGGAUGGGAGUUGUUGCGUUGCAUGCCUUGACGAAUUGGUUGAUAACACGGGAUAUGAUUUUGAAUCUUAGAAGAAAUAUCAAGGAUCGCCUCCGAGGAAGAGAGACGGCGAAUAGUCCGGCGUUAGAACACGUUACAAUUUACAACAUAGUACAGUACAACACGGGGGUAUUUAAAAUUCAAACUCAGCGACUACUUUCUUAACAACUCCCAUCCAAACAUCUUUG